Molecule: messenger RNA, 1499 nt
Organism: Salvia hispanica
Lineage: Eukaryota; Viridiplantae; Streptophyta; Magnoliopsida; Lamiales; Lamiaceae
Product: Pollen Ole e 1 allergen and extensin family protein
Source: RefSeq, a predicted model, not a curated record
UCUUAUGCAGUUAUAGUUAGUUCGAUCUCUCUGUCUGUCUACUACCUAGGAAAUAAUGCUGCUAGUUUGCAGUUCACUUGUUUUUUCAUGAUUGACAUUAAGAGUAGCCUUCUUCUUUCCUAGUAUAAAAAGGUUCCACAAAACUCCCACUUCUCAUCUCCAAACAAACCAACAACAAAAGGAAGGAAAACAGAUUUUACAUACCUUUUCAAGAAUGUCUUGGUUUUGGACGAUAAUGUUUCUGAGUUUUGCAAUCAUCAACCAUUCAGAGUCUAGACGUCACAAGCCAUCUGCCGUUGUCGUUGGGACAGUCUACUGCGACACAUGUUUCCAGCAGAAUCUACCAAAAGCCAACCACUACUUCAUUCCAGGUGCAUCUGUCUCUGUAGAAUGCAAGGACGCGAGAUCAGGAAAGAGGUUCCGGAAACAAGUUAAAACAGACAGCCAUGGAGAAUUCAAAGUGCACCUCCCUUUCCCUGUCAGCAAACAUACCACCAAAAUCAGAGGAUGUUCUGUGAGACUAAUCAGCAGUAAUAAACCAUAUUGUGCUGUAGCAGCUUCUGCAACUUCUUCAGAACUUCAUUUCAAGUCAAGAAAAGAUGGGACACAUGUUUUCUCAGCAGGGUUCUUCACAUUCAGGCCACUCAAACAACCACAAGUAUGUAAUGAGAAGCCAAGCAUCACUAAUUUCAAUAAAUUAUCAAAUCCUAGUGAUCCAGCAUUUGUACCACCAGUUCAAGAUCAACCAUCCUUUGGCAGCUUCCUCCCACCGCUGCCUCGACUACCACCACUGCCGCAGCUUCCCCGCCUACCACCACUGCCCGGAAUCCCAUUUCUGCCACCAGCACUACCUAGAAAGCAAGCAGCAACUAAUGUACCAAAUUUAUCAGAAAAUUUGCCAGGCACUCCUUUUCCACCAAAUCCAUUCAACCUACCAAAUAUACUUCCGCCAAGCCCUCUUCAGUUACCACCUAUUACAAUUCCUCCGAUACUUCCUUCCCCUGUGCAAUCAAUUAUCCCUCCUCUUUUACCUUCACCCAGUCCACCACCACCUUUGUUCAACCUGCCACCUAUUCCUGGUUUAAUUCCGUCUCCACCUCCACCACCACCUCCAGUCCAGCUGCCCUCAUUUCCUUUCCAGCCAACCCCUGGUUUUCCUGGAGUGCCUCCUGCUAAGGUUGCUGCACUAUCAGAAACAAGCUCUCCUUGAUUUUAAUUUAACAUAGCUGCAAUGUAUGAUAAUCACAUAGCCGUACACUCACCCUUGAACCUUCAACUUCACACAUUUUAUACUAGUGUACCGUUUCUUAUCAAAUGUGUCUUUACCACAGAAUAUUAGAUUUUGACUUAGCAAUGUCUGCAUAACACAAGAAGAGAACGGAAAAUCUGUACCUCACACGAGAUGCUAUCCAAGUGAUACGUUUUAGCAGUAGCCAGAAAUUGUUUGUUUCCAUUGGUAUUCCUGGUUACUAAUGAAUAAUAAUUCAUGCUUUCUUGAA